Messenger RNA from Linnemannia hyalina, 3021 nucleotides. The record is from the annotation of a GenBank genome assembly. NCBI's taxonomy places the organism in Eukaryota, Fungi, Mortierellomycota, Mortierellomycetes, Mortierellales, Mortierellaceae.
AUGGACAUCGACACAAACACAGCAGCUGUGGCUGCUUCAACGACAACCACAACGACAGCAACGGAUAAUCCGACUUUACUCCCCCUCCGCACCUUGAUCGUCGACAACUACGACUCGUACACCUUCAACCUCCUCCAGCUCUUUGACGAGGACCAGCUUAAGAACGUUGUCGUUAUCCGCAACGAUCAGUUCGAAUGGCCUGUAUUUGAACAGGAGAUCCUGCCGUACUUUGACCAGAUCAUCCUUUCCCCGGGUCCAGGGCGUCCCGAACGUGCUCAGGACUUUGGUAUCUGUACUCAUAUCCUCCAAACCUCUCACAUCCCAGUCUUUGGUGUAUGUCUCGGACACCAGGGCAUCGGUUGGACCCAUGGUGCGGCAGUCACCUACGGACCAGAGCCAGUGCACGGACAGAUCGCCCACAUCAAACACGACAGCAAGGGAAUCUUUCAAGGAAUCCCCCAGGGAUUUGAAGCCGUCCGUUACCACUCCUUGGUUGUCCAGGAAAACGAUCUGCCCGACACUCUUGUCGCCACUGCCUGGUGUCAUAGCUUCCCCUUGAUCGCCGCAGAUAACCUAUCCAGUGGCUCAGUGCACAUCUCCAACACUGACAGAGCCUUCGGAUCCAAGGUCCUCAUGGGGCUUCGACACAAGACACUCCCUCAUCAUGGAGUUCAGUUCCACCCAGAGUCGAUCUGCACCCAGUUCGGCAAACGCAUGAUGACCAACUUUUUCCGCAUCUCGACUGAGUUUUAUGCCGAUCAGGAUCGACUCAACAACUCACUCACCAUCCCCGACUAUAUCCAUCGACUCUCGGUCGUACCGACGGAACCGAUUGUCACCCGUACCAUUCCAUCGCCACAUCACAAUCUAAAGCAGCGGUCGAGCCCAUUCAGUCUUCUCAUUCGCGCAUUGGAUCCCAGCAUCUUCCCUGAACCAGAAAAGGUUUUCUCGUCCUUGUUCCUGACAGGACCUCGUUCCAAGGCAGCCUCAUGGUGGCUCGACAGCGCUCGUCAACCUCACCCAAUGGCUCGCUUCUCAUUUAUGGGAGGCGUUGAGACAAGGAGCGCUCAUAGACAGAAUUCUCUCAUCCCUGGAUCAGUACAGGCAGUCAUCCAGUACUCAACAAUUCACAAGGAGGUCUUUGUACGUCGAUACCAGGACCAGACACCAGAAUCACCAAAGCGUGUCAAAUUGGACGACGGAUCAUCAGGAACAUUCUGGGACUGGAUGUCCAACGUGAUGAGCGAGCUUGGCAAGGACAACGUCGAGACUUCGGUUGAAGGUCCUAAUGGCGAGCAGUGCGACUUUGACUCGGUGCCUUUCGACUUUUUUGCGGGCAUGGUGGGCUACCUCGGAUACGAGAUGAAGCGAGAGAGUCUAGAGGGUUACCACACCCCUGUGGAGCAGGAAUGCCGAUGCCUCGGUCACACAGAUGUCGAAACCCCAUGCAGCUGUGAUUGUGUUAAGCAACCUGAUGCCUCCUUUGUGCUGGCCACUCAAGCAGUCGUGUUCGACCAUGUCGACAAGCGAGUGUACGUCUUGGGUGUCGUGAAUAACCAGCCUGGCAGGAUUCUCCACGGCGUUGGUGGAUCUGUUGGGUUUGAAAGCUGGGAGGGUUGCCGCAACUGGGUUCAGGAUGUGAGUCGGUCGAUCGCUCAUAUUGCAUCGGAUAACCAACCCGCUUUCAACCGAAGGAAUUCGACUCUCGCAGGAUCUCUCUCCCACGCAGGAAAGAGCGAGCCCUAUCUGGUCAAGCAACGCCAUCGUCGCCAGUCCUCAGCAGGUUUGUUGUCGCCCUUCAAGGUGGAUGUCACGGAAAAGGACUAUCUUCGUGCGAUCCAGGACAGUCUUGACUACAUUCACGAGGGCGAGAGCUACGAGUUGUGUCUGACAACUCAGUUCCGGGCUAAAGUGCCAUUAUACCAACAACUACAGGACAAGGACCAGCACGUUCAUGGAGACCCAGCAUUUGAUUUAUACAGGAUCCUGCGGAAACUCAACCCUGCUCCAUUCUCGGCUUUCCUGAGCUUACCCACAGCGGCCGAUGAACCGGUUCUAACUCAAGGAUAUCGUCACGGCCGGGUACCAGACGCUGAAGACGAGUUGGUCAGCAAAUUGAUCAUUCUCUCGUCUUCGCCAGAGCGGUUUUUGAAGAUUGGAAAGAGGCCAGGAGAUGAGGAGACGACCGACGAUACAUCAAGGACGGUGGAGAUGAAGCCCAUUAAGGGAACUGUUGCGGUGGCUAAGGGUUGUUUCUGCAAGGAAGACGAGGGAUGUGGAGUUGAGGAGCAAGAUGGAGAUAGCGCUGAUCACACGCAGGAUGAAGAUGAAGAGUACACUCCAGAGAGACAUGACACGGUCAGGGAUCGAUGUGCGGAGGCCAGGCGGCGUGAAGAUCAGAGCCGGGUAGACUCGUUGUCAAAGAACAUCAAGGAGCGCGCCGAGAACCUCAUGAUCGUGGACUUGAUUCGCAAUGAUUUGGCGCAUGUUUGUAAUGCCAAGUCUGUCCGGGUCCCUUACCUGAUGCAGGUCGAGUCCUACGAGACAGUCCACCAGCUCGUGACAACGGUCCGUGGCGAACUUUUUGAUCACAUCGACAAUACCCAGGCAGUGAAGGCAUGCUUCCCACCAGGAUCGAUGACAGGGGCACCUAAGCUCAGAUCGGUUCAAUUGUUGGAUUCGCUCGAGCACCAUGUUAGACGCGGUAUCUAUUCGGGUUGCCUUGGAUACAUUGGCAUUCCUGCGGUAGCCGCGCCAUCCCAGCGUUCGAUCGGAAGUGGGACCAAGGCCAGAGUGCGGUCUGCAGUUGAUCUUGCGGUUGUGAUCCGCACUGCUGUACUGUCUGUUGAGCCACAGGAGGACAAGGAAGGGCAGAUACAGCUUGUUGGUGAACUUUCUGUUGGAGCAGGGGGGGCCUUGACCAUUCUGUCCGACGCGAACGAGGAGUGGCGCGAGGUUCUUUUGAAGUCGCGCUCUGUCGUCCCUAGUGUUCUUACCUACCUGCAUCAGAACGAUGCUUAA